UUGUACAUAGCAAGGAUGUUAUUAAAGUGAACAAGAAGGGCCAAUUAUGUCUUUAUAAGCUGGACUCUGUCCGCUUCCCAUCCACUUUGGUUCAGAUAAAAUCUGAUAAGUAAUAAUAAAUCACGUGCAUCAAUUUUUAUAUAUUUUCUCUUCGGCCGCAAGUCCUAGCUUUCCCCAGCCUACAAAUUUUUUGACUCACAUCAUUAUGCUUCGCACAUUAAGCUCUAAGAUUGCUCGUCCUGUACUUCAGCGACCUCUCAUGGCCACUGGUACUAGAAUGUAUCACGAAAAGGUUAUUGACCAUUACGAAAGACCCCGAAAUGUUGGUUCCAUGGAUAAGAAAGACCCCUCAGUUGGCACUGGUCUCGUUGGAGCACCUGCCUGUGGUGAUGUUAUGAAGCUCCAAAUUAAGGUUGACGAUGUCACUGGCAAGAUUACCGAUGUCAAGUUCAAGACGUUCGGCUGCGGUUCUGCCAUUGCUAGCAGCAGCUUUAUGACUGAACGUGUCCGUGGUUUGAGCUUGGAUGAGGCUGGUCAAAUCAAGAACACUGAAAUUGCCAAGGAACUUUGCCUACCUCCUGUUAAGCUUCAUUGCUCUAUGCUUGCUGAAGAUGCCAUCAAGUCCGCUAUCAAGGAUUACAAGAAGAAGCGUGCUGCUGCUGCCGCCUCUACCCCUGCUGCCGAUGCUGCUGCACCGGCUGCCGCAACCGCUUAAGAUAAUCCGAUAACUUACAUACGACCUUUUUUGUUGCUCCAAAGUUGUUCGUUCUGUAUAUAGUGUCAGCUUAUUGCUGCAGACUACCCUUGACAUUCU
Umbelopsis ramanniana AG is the source of this 814-nucleotide messenger RNA. RefSeq lists its product as uncharacterized. The transcript has 4 exons. The coding region runs from base 206 to 715 and encodes 169 amino acids. Lineage: Eukaryota; Fungi; Mucoromycota; Umbelopsidomycetes; Umbelopsidales; Umbelopsidaceae. Gene Ontology annotation, molecular function: 2 iron, 2 sulfur cluster binding; ferrous iron binding. The record is from RefSeq and is a predicted model, not a curated record. Gene Ontology annotation, biological process: intracellular iron ion homeostasis; iron-sulfur cluster assembly. Gene Ontology annotation, cellular component: cytoplasm; mitochondrial matrix.